AUGGCUACUGUGAAGCUUAUCAGCUCUGACAAUGAGGACUUUACCGUCGACAAGGAGGUCGCUGAGAAGUCGGUCUUAAUUAAGAACAUGUUGGAAGAUGUCGGCGAUAGCGAUGCUCCCAUUCCUCUUCCUAAUGUCACAGCCAAGAUUCUUCGCAAGGUGAUCGAAUGGUGUGAUCAUCAUCGUAAUGAUCCUGCUGUUGCCCAGGAUGAGCAGGAUAGACGCAACACUGAUAUCGAAGAAUGGGACCAAAAGUAUAUGGAAGUCGAUCAAGAGACCCUGUUUGAUGUUAUCCUUGCUGCCAAUUAUCUUGAUAUCAAGCCAUUGUUGGAUGUGGGUUGUAAGACCGUUGCCAAUAUGAUCAAGGGCAAGAGCGCUGAGGAAAUUCGACGAACUUUCAACAUCACCAACGACUUUACACCUGAGGAGGAAGCCCAAAUUCGAAAGGAAAACGAAUGGGCUGAGGAUCGAUAA
This is a messenger RNA of Lichtheimia ornata, 474 nucleotides long. RefSeq names its product E3 ubiquitin ligase complex SCF subunit sconC. Gene Ontology annotation, cellular component: nucleus; cytoplasm. The transcript is spliced from 4 exons. Gene Ontology annotation, biological process: mitotic cell cycle; SCF-dependent proteasomal ubiquitin-dependent protein catabolic process. Lineage: Eukaryota; Fungi; Mucoromycota; Mucoromycetes; Mucorales; Lichtheimiaceae. The record is from RefSeq and is a predicted model, not a curated record. Gene Ontology annotation, molecular function: cullin family protein binding. The coding region runs from base 1 to 474 and encodes 157 amino acids.